CUUCUCUGGAUAGAAAAGGCGAGCGCUGGGGGUUUAGCCGAGGCGCCGCUUUCUCUCUCCUAAAUCUAGGGUUUCCAGCUCUCCUCGACGAGUCGCCAUGGAUUUCGACGAGUACGAGUACUUGGAGAAGACGGUGGAGGCCGCUGCGGCUACGGGUAACGGCAGCGCGGCUCCCCGAUCCGAGGGGAAGGAACGCAGCUCCCGCCGCCGGAGCAGCGCCGGCGACGAGGACCGCGACGACGGCGAGCGUAGGUCCAAGCGCUCUCGCUCCGAGAACCGCGACCGCGACAGGGACCGGGAGCGGGAACGGGACCGCGAGAGCUCGCGCCACCGCAGCAGCCGGGAGCGCCGAGACCGUGACCGCGACCGCGACGAGAAGGAGAAGGAGAGGGAGAGGGAGAGGGAGAAGGAGAAGGAGAGAGAGAGGGAUAAGGAGAAGGAGAGGAGGAGCCGCGAUCGUGACCGCGAGCGUGAGAAGGAGAAGGAGAGAGAGCGGAGGAGCCGGAGCCGCUCAGAGCGGCGUCGCGAUGACGAUGAACGUGAGCGCCACCGAGAGCGCGACUACCGUGACCGCGAUGUCAGACGUAGGAAAGAAGAUGGUGCUGAACCCGAGGCAGAUCCAGAAAGAGAUCAAAGAACUGUAUUUGCUUUCCAGCUAUCACUGAAGGCGGAUGAAAGGGAUGUUUAUGAGUUUUUUUCAAGAGCUGGGAAGGUCAGGGAUGUCCGUCUUAUCAUGGAUCGAAACUCACGACGUUCUAAAGGAGUUGGGUACAUUGAGUUCUAUGAUGUUAUGUCUGUUCCAAUGGCGAUUGCUCUUUCUGGUCAGCUGCUUCUUGGUCAACCGGUGAUGGUUAAGCCAUCAGAGGCUGAAAAGAAUUUAGUUCAGUCAAGUGCGACUUCAAGUGUAGCAGCUUCAGGUGGGGCAAGGAAGUUGUAUGUUGGAAAUCUUCACGCCAAUAUUACAGAGGAUCAGUUGAGACAGGUCUUCGAACCAUUUGGACUUGUUGAGCUUGUCCAGCUGCCUGUAGAUCCACUUACUGGGUUAUGUAAAGGUUUUGGUUUUGUUCAGUUUGCGCGUCUUGAAGAUGCAAAAGCUGCUCAGAGUUUAAAUGGGCAACUUGAUAUUGCUGGAAGAGUAAUCAAGGUUUCAGCUGUGACGGACCAAGCGGGAGUGCAAGUAAGUGGGGCAACUACAGGAGAUUUGGACGAUGAUGAAGGCGGAGGAUUGGCACUUAAUGCUAGCUCAAGAGCACUUCUUAUGCAGAAAUUGGACCGCAGUGGCGUUACAACCAGCUUGACUUCUGGGAUGGGUGCUGCUGGUUUGAACACUUCUGUGACAUUACCAGCUGUAUCAGUUCUUGGUGCUCCUCCUGCUGCUCCUGCACUACAGCCUACGCUAACUGGUCUUGGUCUAAUUCCAGGGGCAUCUGUUCCGGUUAUUAGCCAACCCAUUGCGACGGCUCCACCCAGUGAAUGCCUAUUGCUCAAGAACAUGUUUGAUCCAGCUGUCGAGACGGAUCCUGAUUUUGAUUUGGAUAUUAAAGAUGAUGUUCGUGAAGAAUGUUCUAAGUUUGGUCAAAUAAGACACAUCUUUGUGGACAAAAAUACUGCCGGCUUCGUCUACCUGCGAUUUGACAGCAUUACUGCGGCGAUGGGUGCACAGAAAGCACUUCAAGGGAGAUGGUUUGCGGGAAAGAUGAUUACUGCAACCUUUAUGUCUCCUCAGCAGUACGAAGCAAAGUUCCCGAGUUAACUGGUUGGUUAGUAGCUGGAGAUAGCUGCUUUGGUCCUGUGUACUUUUACAUCGCAGCAUGCAAGCAUCGUGUACUAACAUUAAGUGGACAAAAGGCCUCUUGGUCUGCUGUAACAUUCGACUUGAAGCCCUCGAGCGGGUUGAGAUUUCGUGCUGUAACGUUUGAGUUUUUCUAUGAUCAUUAGCAACAGUUCAGUGUUGUGAUUUAUUUGACAGUUUUCAUCUGGCAUAAGCUGGGUUUUGAUGCUAUUGUUGAUUA
Messenger RNA from Brachypodium distachyon (stiff brome), 2012 nucleotides. Its product is annotated as RNA-binding protein 39. The record is from RefSeq and is a predicted model, not a curated record. Gene Ontology annotation, molecular function: RNA binding. Bases 98 to 1753 code for a protein of 551 amino acids. Gene Ontology annotation, cellular component: nucleus. Lineage: Eukaryota; Viridiplantae; Streptophyta; Magnoliopsida; Poales; Poaceae. Gene Ontology annotation, biological process: mRNA processing. The transcript has 13 exons.